This is a messenger RNA of Vitis riparia (riverbank grape), 1267 nucleotides long. Its product is annotated as expansin-A6. Bases 53 to 829 code for a protein of 258 amino acids. Lineage: Eukaryota; Viridiplantae; Streptophyta; Magnoliopsida; Vitales; Vitaceae. Gene Ontology annotation, cellular component: extracellular region. The record is from RefSeq and is a predicted model, not a curated record. The transcript has 3 exons. Gene Ontology annotation, biological process: plant-type cell wall organization.
CCCCCACACUCCCAACCUAAAGCCCAUCUCUCUCUCCCCUCCCUCUCUCUCAAUGGCUCUUCUCACUCUUCUUUCCCUUGCUUCACUCCUCUCCUUUCUUACCCUGGUUCAUGCUCGAAUCCCCGGCGUUUACACCAGUGGGCCGUGGGAGAGUGCUCAUGCCACAUUCUACGGUGGCAGCGAUGCCUCCGGUACUAUGGGGGGUGCUUGUGGGUAUGGGAAUCUCUACAGCCAGGGCUAUGGAGUCAACACGGCAGCACUGAGCACCGCACUGUUCAACAGCGGGCUCAGCUGUGGCGCUUGCUUUGAGAUCAAGUGCGCCAACGACCCCAAGUGGUGCCACUCCGGCAGCCCCUCCAUCUUCGUCACCGCCACCAACUUCUGCCCACCUAACUACGCUCUUCCCAGCGACAAUGGCGGCUGGUGCAACCCCCCUCGUCCCCACUUCGACCUUGCCAUGCCCAUGUUUCUCAAGAUCGCCGAGUACCGCGCCGGAAUUGUCCCCGUUGCUUUCCGUCGGAUAUCCUGCCGAAAGAGUGGAGGAAUCAGAUUCACCGUCAACGGUUUCCGCUACUUCAACCUGGUUCUGGUCACCAACGUCGCGGGUGCAGGGGAUAUCGUGCGGGUGAGCAUCAAAGGAUCCAAAACCGGGUGGAUGAGCAUGAGCCGCAACUGGGGACAGAACUGGCAGUCCAACGCCGUUCUGGUGGGCCAAUCACUCUCCUUCAGAGUCACCGGAAGUGACCGCCGCACCUCCACCUCCUGGAACGUCGCCCCCGCUAACUGGCAGUUCGGUCAAACUUUCUCCGGCAGGAACUUCCGGAUCUAAGUCUUGCUCCGACAUUUUAAAAGAAAUUCCCGCCUUCGGUUUUCCUUUAUUUUCCCGGGAAAAUUGAACGUAGCGGGUUGGUAAAAGCGUAAUUGGGGUUUGGGUUUUGGUAGGAUUAGCGCAAAAGACCAAGGAAAAUGAUAGGGUAGGAAAGUGACUAAGUGAAGUGAGUGUGUGCUAAGUUGUAACUGUUUUCUUUGUUCUUUUCUUUUUUCACUUUUAUAAUUUUAUUUCCUUUUUGACUUUGAUGGCCUGUUGUCAGUGGGGCUGUUUCGGGUGAAAGUGAAAACCGGCAAAAAAAAAAAAAAAAAAAAAAAGGCAAAGCGUUGGGGCUGAAGUGGCUGCAAAGCAAAAACAUGUAGCCCGCAGCUUCGAUAAUAUUUAUGUAUCUCUAAAUCACUAUGAAUUAUAAAUAUAUGUUUGUGUUAUUUGAAUCAA